Messenger RNA from Micromonas pusilla CCMP1545, 1341 nucleotides. RefSeq lists its product as uncharacterized. The transcript has a single exon. The record is from RefSeq and is a predicted model, not a curated record. Lineage: Eukaryota; Viridiplantae; Chlorophyta; Mamiellophyceae; Mamiellales; Mamiellaceae. Gene Ontology annotation, molecular function: inward rectifier potassium channel activity. Bases 5 to 1330 code for a protein of 441 amino acids. Gene Ontology annotation, cellular component: plasma membrane. Gene Ontology annotation, biological process: potassium ion import across plasma membrane; regulation of monoatomic ion transmembrane transport.
CGCCAUGCCUCAGCUGAGCACCUUCACGCGUCGGCUGCGCGCCUUCCUAGGCCUCCCCUACGAUAAUGGACACUUCACGUGCCAUCCCGAGAACCUAAAAAAAGGCGAGAGGCUGAAGGUCCCCGGCGUCGUCAAACGCGAUGCGCAGGACAGGUCGUAUGUCGACUGGAGUGAGUCAGCGUGGCAGGAGGUCGACCGGGACGGGUUCAUGGAUUUAGAAAAGGGUCUCACAGGCGAGACCCACUUCGUCGACAUGCAGAGGAAGACCAUCGAUUCCAGGCUCAGCGAGGUGGAGGAGAAGGUGUGGAGGGCCGCGAACGCGGCGGAGGGCGACGAGUCUGCACUCAGCAUCUCUUUAGCAGAGGACAUCUGGCACCUUCUCACCGUGGACCUCUCCAUCGCGAAGUUCCUCCUGCUGGAGGUGAUGAUGGAGCUGUUCAUGAUCGUAUCCUUCGCGUUGCUGCUGUUCGUGGUGGACAUCGCCGAGAGCUUCACGGAUGACCAGACAAAUGCUGAGCUGUUCAGGAGCAAAAUGAUGUUGAGCCUGACCGCGGUGAGGCUCAGCACGGACUCCAUCUUCGGGUGGACGGGUAGGAGAGCCUCGUCCGGGAUCGAGGUGGCGAUCCUCGCCAUUCAGGGCUGGUUCCACUGGCUCCUGCUCUCCAUCGCGGGCGCGGUCAUCGUCGCCCGAGCGCUCAAACCCUUGCGCCAAGUCAUCUUCGCGCCAGACGCGUGCCUCUCCGACCGAGACUUGAGCGUUCGAAUGCAGGUCAUACGGCACUCGACGGUUACCCUGUAUAACCUGCAGUUCACCAUGAACCUCGUGGCGAGUGGCGGUAAGUCGUGGACCCUGCCGAUAUCGGUGCCCACGCUGGCCAGGUGGACGUCCGCGAUGCCGCUGACCAUCAAGCACGAAAUCGACGAGAACUCGCCGCUGCAUCCGAGCCAGGGCCUCCUCCAAUCGCUGAUGAUGGUCCGGGUGUCGAUGUCCGCGACGGAUAACCACGGCAUCCUGGUGAACGCGGGGAUCGUGUACUACGAUCCGGAUUCGUUCUUCGCCCAGAAACCGGCGUUCUCGGGGGCAUUCGCGAAGCAGGGUUACCUCUUCCCUCGGCUCCUGCGAGGGAAAAAAUUCUGUGACCAGAUGCGGAUGUUCGGGGACGAGCAGUUGAACAUGAUCAAACCCAAGACGCUGCCGAUGUUGAUAGUCGACCUGGACAACAUGCCGCGGACGAAGGUGGACGAGAAGGCGACGGAUGCGCUGGCGCCCUACCAACACAGCAACGCGGUCAACAGAGUUGUCACCUUCGAAGGUAAAAGACCAGAGUAACUAAGCACUAG